AGUAAAAUUCCGGCAUCUUUUCUUUCCUACAGCUGUGAAUUCUUUGCUAGGUUUAUUCUCAGCAGAAUUAUUGCUUUAAGCUUAUGCCCUUCUAUGCAGUUCUAUAGCUAAGACUAAGCUGAAGAGAAUAGUUAAAGUAGCUUCUCCAGUUUUGCGACCUUCUCCUACUUCUCCUUCCCCUCCAUCCUCAGCCUUGACAGUCAAGAACCAAAUUAAACUGAUCUGCUGCAAGCUGUGCAACAUUUUCUCUUAAUUUAUUAUGAUACCUUUUGAAUGAUGAGAGGAGUAAGAUGAUCUCAAGUCCAAGGGAAAAAGAUUUUCAAGCAAAGCAAGAGGGAGAAACCAAUGACGGCAAGUUCUCCAAGGGGUCAUCAAGUUCAAGGCAGUGGUCAGGAUUUAGAAAUCCAAGGAUUGUCAGAGUUUCGCGUUCUUUUGGAGGAAAAGAUAGGCAUAGCAAAGUUUGCACUAUAAGGGGAUUAAGGGACCGGCGGAUUAGGCUUUCUGUACCUACUGCAAUUCAGUUAUAUGAUUUGCAAGAAAGGCUUGGGCUUAGUCAGCCUAGCAAGGUAAUUGAUUGGUUGCUUGAUGCUACUAAAACUGAUAUUGAUAAGCUUCCACCACUUCAGAUGCCACCAGGAUUUGGUCAGUUCCAUCAGCAAAUGCUAGUACCCCAUGAAUCAAAUUCCUCUCAAUCCUCUCUUGCUCCUUUCUUUGAGGCAAAUUCUAUGUUCAUGAAGGACGGGGAAGACCCAAGCAUAGCGGCAAAAAGAUACUGGGAUAUGGACGCCGCAUUGAGAGCAAAAAGCAAGGAAGUUGAAAGGGAAAGUACGACUGCUGCGGAGAAGGGAAAGUGGAUCAAAGUAACUGAACAACAUGAAAAUCAAGAUGGAAUUGGUGAUUAUAGUGGACAGGCUUCAUCUCAAAAGCAUUUUCCAGUAGCCAAUCAUUCCUCAUUACCUGGCUUGUCAAACACUGCCAUGCCCUUCAAUUCCUACUACCAUUGGGAGCCUUCAAGCCUAUCUUUAUCCCAAUUUGGAAAUCAUGGAUUUCUGUCCCAAACUGAAAAUUUCCUCCAUGGUAACACUACUGUGCCAUUGCCAUCUUCACUGGCUCUUCCAUCUGCGCAUGCACCCCAGCUAUUUUUCUGUCCACCAUCAACAAUGCCUUCACUGUUUCCCUCAUAUCCUCCAUAUGUUACUACUACUCCAGGGGAUAGUAGUGAUUCCAGGCAAAUCAAUCAUUUCCAAUUACUGAGCUCAAGUUCCCAACAUAUUCUACCAAAUUCUGUCACAAUGAGUCCUUCCAUGAAGCCUUUCUCAUUGAACGUAAAUGCUGGCCUCAGAACUCAUACACAAAAUGAUGAUGAAAGUCACGCAGAUGAGGAUAAUAUCGAUUCUUGAAAGAGAUCCUGGUGGCUGGUUCAAGACUUCAAAUUGAUAUAAUUUGAUUUCUUGGACUGCAUUCAUGGAUCGGCAUGAAUUUGGCAGAAUUAUUAGAGGUAUUUCAUAUGUUUUGCUGGUCAUUACAUUUUGUUUCAAAUACAUCAGAAUGGAUAUGUUGAAUGUAUCAACCAGAAGAAAGAAGAGAAAUUGCCUUGACAGUUGACAGUUAUUUUCAACUUCUUUAGGUGGGAUUAAUUAAUUCUACAAUACAGGUAAGGUGCUAUAAUACUUUCUGGCUAUUCUAAAUGCAUAUUAUUCUUAUUAUUAUUAUUAUUAUUUAUAGACAGAGUUUUAAUUAGGUAGGUGAAAUGAAAGUUAUUUUGUACUUUAAUUUUCUACAGAAUGGCAAUAUUGAUUCUUGUGUGUUAA
Theobroma cacao (cacao) is the source of this 1811-nucleotide messenger RNA. RefSeq names its product transcription factor TCP5-like. Gene Ontology annotation, molecular function: sequence-specific DNA binding; DNA-binding transcription factor activity. NCBI's taxonomy places the organism in Eukaryota, Viridiplantae, Streptophyta, Magnoliopsida, Malvales, Malvaceae. Gene Ontology annotation, cellular component: nucleus. The record is from RefSeq and is a predicted model, not a curated record.